This is a messenger RNA of Cheilinus undulatus (humphead wrasse), 1479 nucleotides long. It is a transcript of the gene clrn2, whose product is annotated as clarin 2. The transcript is spliced from 3 exons. The record is from RefSeq and is a predicted model, not a curated record. NCBI's taxonomy places the organism in Eukaryota, Metazoa, Chordata, Actinopteri, Labriformes, Labridae. The coding region runs from base 192 to 893 and encodes 233 amino acids.
UUUCCCUUCCUCUGUGACCCACACACAUUUAAACGCGCAGCUUAAACAGAAAAAAUUUACAUGUUUCAUCCUGAUUAUGAUUCCCUUUUCUUUUAAAAACUACAGCGUAACCUGAUGGUAAUCGCCGGGUGCGCGUCGCGCUCGCUGCCCGGCGUCGUGUCACCUUCCUCGGGGCAGCAUGGGCUCGUAAGAUGCCUUCUCUGUGGAAACGGAUAACCUUCUCGGUGGCCUCGGUGCUCUGUGUGGGCUCCGUGGCCUUGUUGGUGGUGGCCCUGUCAACGGAGCGGUGGGUGACGGGUAACAUCCUGUGUAAGACCGGGGCGGAGAUAGUGAACGCCUCUCACCCGGAGAUGGAGCAGUUCAUCGGACACAUUUACUUCGGACUGUUCCAGGGAGGAAAGAGCAAGAAGUGCGGGCUGGGCAGGAGACGAUCCAAGAUAUACAUUUUCCCAAAGCUUGUGCGGACAAUAAACGGCGGUCUUCACAUGAUGGUGAUUCUCUUCCUGCUGGUGGCCGUUGGUUUUGCCAUCGUCAGCUUGUCGUUCUGCAUCUACAACGCACGCAAAGUUCCCUAUCAGAGCAUCAAAGGACACAAAGGUCUCUACCUGUGGAACUUCAUCGCUGCUUUUUUUGGCGCUCUGGCCCUGCUGUGUUUCCUGGCCUCCAUGAGGCACCACAGUCUGACCGAGCGGGUGGCGAAUUACAACGAGAGUCUCUUCGUGCUGGUGGUCCUGGAUGACAGUCUGGACUGGUCCUUCUGGCUCGGGGUGGGGAGCAUCGCGACUCACUUUGCUGUCUGUGGAGUUGUUGCCAUGAGCCGGAUCAAACUGCCCAAACCGGAGAUCAAGAAACCGGAGGAACCAACGAUCUCCUCUCUGGACCUGCUUUACUGAUGGAGAAUAUUCGUUUGUUUUUACAUCACUGACUGAGAGCUGCAGAAAGCCACAAAGACUGAUUUAACACUGUGCUGGAGCCUGAUAACUCUACAUGACUUUUAGGUCUAUACCAGCUUGAAAUUGGCAUAACUACUUCACCUAUGCAAAUUCUAACUUAGCAGUUUCUUUUCUGGGGUUAAUAGAGUUAUUUAGUCUCUGACAAAUAACUCUAUAUUUAUAUUUCGAGUUCAAGCUUUUUCUGACUCAUCCUUCCCUCGACUUUUGAAGCUGUUUCUGAUAAUUUAAAACGUUUAUGUUAUCUCUAAGCAGUGCAAAUUGAAAGAAACACACCAGCACUGCUUAUUUUAACACUCCUGGACUAUCUAUAACUUACUGAUCACUCAAUACUUAUGUGCAUGUCCAACACCAGCUCUCCAUAAACUUUGGGAUCAAAUUAGGUGACACAACAAAAUCAUUUGAAGCUUUCAGGACUAACAAACCUUCAUUAAAGGCUGUAUAUACACUUUGUGCAGUACAGACAAAAGUCUGUACUGCACAUUGUUAAGAGAUGCUUCAAAUCAGAGAAAGAAAAUGGCUGGCUACC